Gigantopelta aegis is the source of this 2213-nucleotide messenger RNA. Its product is annotated as retinal dehydrogenase 1-like. Lineage: Eukaryota; Metazoa; Mollusca; Gastropoda; Neomphalida; Peltospiridae. Gene Ontology annotation, molecular function: aldehyde dehydrogenase (NAD+) activity. The record is from RefSeq and is a predicted model, not a curated record. The coding region runs from base 104 to 1591 and encodes 495 amino acids. The transcript has 14 exons.
ACAGAGGCAUAUCGCUUGCUAUCAGUCUAUUUGUUCAGUUACAGUGUAGGCCUUGUCGGUUAGCUACGUUUGAUAAUUGUUUUCUUGCAGUUUAAAAUCAGAAAUGGCAACUUUACCAGAACCAAUUCGUAACCCAGAGAUAAAGUACUCACAGCUGUUCAUCAACAACGAAUAUGUGAACUCGGUUAGUGGUCAGACGUUUCCCACCAUCAACCCGGUGACCGAGGAGAAAAUUGUAGACGUGCAAGAAGGCGACAAGGCCGAUGUUGACAAAGCAGUUGCAGCUGCCAAGGAAGCUUUUAAAAUGGGAUCACCAUGGCGACGAAUGGAUGCCAGUAUGAGGGGUCGACUGCUGUGGAAGUUAGCCGACUUGAUAGAAAAAGACAGGGCUUAUAUUUGUAGUUUGGAGACACUGGACAAUGGGAAAAGUUUUUCCUCUGCAUCAGGUGACCUGGAUUUUUCACUUGAGGUCAUUCGCUACUACGCUGGGUGGGCAGACAAAAUACAAGGGCGGACAAUUCCAGUCAAUGGUGAUUUUUUCUGCUAUACCAGACAUGAACCAGUUGGCAUAUGUGCAGCUAUUAUUCCAUGGAACUACCCAAUUCCGAUGUUCUCUUGGAAGUUUGCACCAUGUCUCGCAAGUGGAAGUGUGAUGAUCAUGAAACCUGCCGAGCAGACGCCUCUCACUGCCAUUUAUCUCGGUUCUCUUGUCAAGGAGGCUGGUUUCCCACCAGGUGUCUUCAACGUUAUCCCCGGUUACGGGCCGACUGCUGGCGCCGCGUUGUCAGCUCACCCGGAGAUCAACAAGGUCGCAUUCACAGGCUCCACAGAGAUUGGCCAGGUGAUAAUGGCAUCUGCUGCAGGAAGCAACAUAAAGAGAACCACACUGGAGCUUGGAGGAAAAAGUCCUAAUAUCAUCUUCGCAGACGCAGACUUGGACACAAGUGUUGCGUUUGCCCACGAGGCAGUGAUGGACAACAUGGGUCAGUGCUGCAUCGCUGGGUCCCGGACGUACGUACAGGAGGAGAUCUAUGAUGAGUUUGUCAAGAGGAGUGUCGAGAAAGCCAAACAGAGGACUGUGGGAGAUCCCUUUGAUUCAAGCACUGUCAAUGGCCCUCAGAUUGACAAUGAACAGUUCACGAAGAUUCUCGGCCUGAUUGAGUCUGGCAAACAAGAAGGAGCCACGCUGCAGUGUGGGGGGACCCGACACGGGGACAAGGGCUACUACAUCGAGCCGACAGUGUUUUCUAAUGUCGAUGACAACAUGAAAAUUGCAAAGGAAGAGAUUUUUGGCCCAGUUCAACAGAUUAUAAAGUUCAAAGACCUGGAUGACGUGAUUGAGCGAGCCAACAGGACUAUGUAUGGUCUGGGGGCGGCCAUUUUCACCAAGGAUAUCGACAAGGCUCUUACAUUUGCACACAGCAUCAAAGCCGGCACAGUGUGGGUCAACUGUUACCUGGCCGUGAAUGCGCAGGCUCCGUUUGGUGGAUUCAAGAUGUCGGGACUCGGACGAGAGCUUGGUGAAUACGGACUCCAACAGUAUCUGGAAGUCAAGAAUGUGGUGAUCAAGGUGCCCCAGAAAAACUCGUAAAGUGUCGUUGUCUUGAGAGAAAUAUAUUUCUUUUUAGUGGCUUACCCAAAAAAUCAGCAUUAUAUUCGUAUUGAUUUUAUCCCCUCCUGUAAAAUCAUUAUCUUGAUGGAUUGUUAAAAAAAAGCCAUGUUUUUUUUUUCCAUUGCUUAUCAAUGAAACAGACAUUAUAUUUCACGAUUUUUAGUCACUCUUGUAUAAUCAGGAUCUUUUUAUAAUAUAUAUAUUUUUGACUGGUUUCAAACAAGGGGUGAAAUUUACAAAACAAGGCAUCUUUUCCUUUAUGUGUAUUUUGUAUUAGUUUCACACAGGAAAUUAUGUAAUUACAAAUCAGGGUAAAGGUAAAAGAGAAUUAUUUAUUUAUGUAUAUUUUAAACUCAUUGUAAUUAUAUGGAUUGUGUUUUAACCAUGGAUUAAGGAACAUUGUUUUGCACAUAAAUGUAAAUUUACGACUUAUAUGCACAUAGUGAAUGUCUCCAAGAAAACAAUGACAAACACCAAGUAUUAAAGGCAUAUUGUCACAGACCACUGACCUAUUUAAUGGUCUAACAAAGUAUUACCUGAACAAAAAUAAUUUGAUUUGUCCCUAAAUGUACUUUAUUCAACCAUCUUCAUAACCACCAUA